AUGGAAGCCAGCGACCCGGCUGCUGCCAGCGAUCCCUUGGCUUCUGGCCACGGCGGCGGCGGUAGCAGCGGCCGUGGCGACGGCGGCGACGGCGCCAGUAUCCAACAGCAGCAUUCGCCGGGCCGCCGUACGACGGAGGCGGCGGAUGCGUCGGAGGCGGCUGAAGAGACUCCAAAGUUGGAACCUGCUGCGGAGGCGGGGGACCCGCUAGAAUCUGGAUACGGCGCGGUGGAGGCGGCGGGACCUUCCGCCGCCACCCGGGACCCGCUAGCGGCGGCGCAGCGCUGCGCGGCAGCAGGCUGGGAUGUUGCCUUGUCGGCCCGGGAGUCAGCGCUGAUCGCGCGGGAGUCAGCCGUAUGUGCAAGAGAGGCGUCCGUGGCGGCACGUGAGACGGCAAUCACCUCACGGGAAUUGGCUUUAGCAUGCCUGGAGUCGAACAUGCAAUCUGUGGCCGUACAGAUGAAGCUGUUACCGCCGGUGCCGAGGGAGCUGGCCACGCUGCGAGCUGGCGUCGUCGGCGCUACCGGCGCCGUGCGACCUACACCUGUCGCGGCACGAGCUCCUCAUCCUGUCGUAAACCAGGGCGAAGGUGCAGCGGCUGGUGGGCCUCUACCAGCACACGGGGAGGCUGCCGCGGCGCAGAAGAGUCCGUCUAUAUGGCGAGGCAGUGAUGGCGGCAGUGGCGGCGGCAGCGGUGGCGGUGAUAAGGUGAUGUCUAAUACUCAGCGGCGCCGUCUGCAGCGGGAGCGGGCUCGGCGGCGGGCGGCAGGUGCACGACAGGGGCACCCGCAGGAGGGCGAGCACCAUACCGAACCCGAGGGGUCGAGGUUGGCGGAGGCGGAGGAGUUGCUGCAGCAGACGCAGCUGCCCGAGCUGCAGCCGGAUCAAGAGCGCUGUGGUAGUGAGGAGGAGGAACAUCUAGGAGCCCAGGCUGCACAGGAGGGGCAGGAGGGGCAGGCGGCACAGGAGGGCCAGGCGGCACAGGAGGAGCAGGCGGCACAGGAGGAGCAGGCGGCACAGGAGGGGCAGGAGGGCCAGGCGGCACAGGAGGGGCAGGAUUGCCAGGCGACACAGGAGGGGCAGGAUUGCCAGGCGGCACAGGAAGGGCAGUAG
Molecule: messenger RNA, 1113 nt
Organism: Volvox carteri f. nagariensis
Lineage: Eukaryota; Viridiplantae; Chlorophyta; Chlorophyceae; Chlamydomonadales; Volvocaceae
Exons: 1
Coding region: 1-1113 (370 amino acids)
Source: RefSeq, a predicted model, not a curated record